Molecule: messenger RNA, 1536 nt
Organism: Priceomyces carsonii
Lineage: Eukaryota; Fungi; Ascomycota; Pichiomycetes; Serinales; Debaryomycetaceae
Gene: VMA2
Product: H(+)-transporting V1 sector ATPase subunit B
Exons: 1
Coding region: 1-1536 (511 amino acids)
Biological process (GO): proton transmembrane transport; vacuolar acidification; ATP metabolic process
Cellular component (GO): proton-transporting V-type ATPase, V1 domain
Molecular function (GO): proton-transporting ATPase activity, rotational mechanism; ATP binding
Source: RefSeq, a predicted model, not a curated record
AUGCUAUCUGACAAAGAGUUAUAUGAGUUAAACAAGAAAGCUGUAACUGAAGGAUUCAAGCUUAAACCAAGAGUUGUGUAUAACACAGUUGGAGGCGUUAAUGGACCUUUGGUUAUAUUGGAUAACGUGAAGUUCCCACGUUACAAUGAAAUUGUGAACUUAACUUUGCCAGAUGGAUCCAUCAGACAAGGACAGGUUUUGGAAGUUCGAGCCAACAAGGCAAUUGUUCAAGUUUUCGAAGGUACUUCAGGUGUCGACGUCAAAAAGACAAAAGUCGAAUUCACUGGAGAAAACUUGAAAAUCGCCGUUUCAGAAGAUAUGUUGGGUAGAGUUUUCGAUGGUUCUGGUAGGCCAAUUGACAAAGGUCCAAAGAUCUUUGCUGAGGAUUACUUGGAUAUCAACGGGUCUCCAAUUAACCCAUACGCUCGUAUUUAUCCAGAAGAAAUGAUUUCAACCGGUAUAUCUGCGAUUGACACAAUGAACUCAAUUGCUAGGGGCCAAAAGAUUCCAAUUUUCUCUGCUUCCGGUUUACCUCACAAUGAAAUUGCUGCCCAAGUUUGUAGACAGGCUGGUUUAGUUAGACCAACCAAAGAUGUACACGAUGGUCACGAAGAGAACUUCUCUAUUGUAUUUGCUGCUAUGGGUGUAAAUUUAGAAACUUCAAGAUUUUUCAAGCAGGAUUUCGAAGAGAAUGGAUCAUUAGAAAGAACUUCAUUGUUUUUGAACUUGGCCAAUGAUCCAACAAUUGAAAGAAUCAUCACUCCACGUUUAGCCUUGACUACUGCAGAAUAUUUAGCAUAUCAGACGGAAAGACACGUUUUGACAAUUUUAACUGAUAUGUCUUCUUACGCCGACGCUUUAAGAGAAGUUUCCGCUGCCAGGGAAGAAGUUCCAGGAAGAAGAGGUUACCCCGGUUAUAUGUAUACAGAUUUGUCUACAAUCUACGAAAGAGCCGGUAGAGUGGAAGGUAGAAAUGGUUCUAUCACUCAAAUCCCUAUUUUAACCAUGCCUAACGAUGAUAUUACUCAUCCAAUUCCAGAUUUGACUGGUUAUAUUACUGAAGGUCAAAUCUCAAUUGAUAGACAAUUGUACAACAAAGGUAUUUAUCCCCCGAUCAAUGUCUUGCCAUCUUUGAGUCGUUUAAUGAAGUCAGCUAUUGGUGAGGGUAUGACAAGAAAGGAUCACGGUGACGUUUCCAACCAGUUGUAUGCUAAGUAUGCCAUUGGUAGAGAUGCGGCCGCUAUGAAGGCAGUCGUCGGUGAAGAUGCUUUGUCGGUUGAAGAUAAGUUAUCCUUAGAAUUUUUAGAGAAGUUCGAAAAGAACUUCAUCGCUCAAGGUGCUUAUGAAAAUAGAAGUAUUUUUGAAUCUUUGGACCAAGCGUGGUCACUUUUGAGAAUAUAUCCUAAGGAAUUAUUAAAUAGAAUUUCUCCAAAAAUUUUGGAUGAAUUUUAUGAGAGAGAAAGAGAUCAAGACGACGAUGAUGAUGAUGAUGAAGACGCUGAUGCUGAUAAAUCUCAUGAUUUGAUUGAUGCUUGA